UGUUAGUGCAUGGCAAUGGCAUGGCAUGGCAUUGAUUCCACUCUCUCUUGUGCAACCUAACUUUCAACAGGACUUUUUUUUUUUUUUUGGCUCCCUCACUAGCUCCAAGAAGAAAGAACAAACCAAUUCUUCUUCCUCCUCUUUAUUCUUCCAUUUUUUGUUCACCUGGGAAAUCAACGAAGCCGAAGUGAAAAAAAAGAAGCAGCAGUCUUGAAGCCUUUUUUGUAGAUUCCCAUGGGUUGUUUUACCAUAAAAAUAUGAUCCUUUUGGUUUUGUCUUCUUUAUGCAAGCUUUUGUUCAGAAAAAUCCAAUCUUGAAGAUGGGGGUGUGCACUUCAAUACCGAAAGAUUCAGAUGCGUCGUCGAUGAGGUAUCGAUUGGGUUUAACUUCCAAGGCUAAGAGGCUCUUCCUCCCGUCGCCCGCAAAAGAGAAGGCUUUGGAUGGGGCGAAUCCAGUUCAUGGAUUCGGUUCGCAGACUCCCGAGUUCGGGAGCAAGAACAAGAUCUUCUUCGAUACACAAGCGUGGUUUGAUUCAGACUGCGACGAUGAUUUCUUCAGUGUGAAUGGAGAGUUCACUCCUUCGCGAGGCAGUACCCCGAUUCAUCCUUCGAGCACACCAUCAACUCCUAAACUGGACAACCAUUUUUUGUUCGACAAAUCUCCAUAUUCAAAAUCUGAUGAACCUUCUCCUACUGGUAGGAAGAAGCUCGCUGAGCUGCUACGUGAGACCUCGCAGAUCGAAAAACUCGAUUCCUCAAAUAUUACGGAAGUGAAAGAAGAUGCUAAUGAGAAAUCAGACAUCUAUAAAACAAGCCCCGCUCCGACACCAAACUCAUUGAACGCAACGUCGUAUCGCUCUGGAGCAAGCUCAGCUUGCAGCGCUGAGGUGACACCGAGUAGCGAUCGCACGAGCAGGAAGGACAAGGCAUGGAAAACUGGGCAUUGCUGCUUGCCGAGCCUGCAAAGUUUUGGCAUCGAUGAGAGGAGGCAAAAGAUGAGUCCCAGUCCCUGCGCUGCAUGAUUCCUCCAUUGCCAAGGCAUCAUCUUAUCAGUUACUAUGAACAUAGAUAAGAAUGAGUGUAAACUUUGGUCGAAUAAUCUCCAUUGAGGUGAGGAAGUGUAAUGAGACAUCGGCAAGGAGGAAGCUUUAUUUGAAUUCUGUGAUUGUACCUGUUUUUCUCACAUCCAGAGUAUAUAUAAUUAGCUCAGAACUCUGAGGAGCAUGAUGAAUA
Messenger RNA from Zingiber officinale, 1232 nucleotides. RefSeq lists its product as uncharacterized. NCBI's taxonomy places the organism in Eukaryota, Viridiplantae, Streptophyta, Magnoliopsida, Zingiberales, Zingiberaceae. The record is from RefSeq and is a predicted model, not a curated record. The coding region runs from base 284 to 1021 and encodes 245 amino acids. The transcript has 4 exons.